AAACCAUGAUUUAAGCUUUUCAGCAGCAGCGAGACGACACACAAUCACUAAUCGUCCUCGAAGUUACGCGUUGAUGUGAUAUCUUUUUGCGUUUUUUCGCUCUAGGAUUGGAUAAGUUUUUUGAGGAGAAGUUUGACGGAAAUCGAUCAGUGUUUCGGUGGAAGUGAAUUCGAACACGGUAUUCGGGAAGUGCUAGAGUGUGAGAUUGCAGUAGAGAAAAAGGGGCGAAGGGGAACAUUGGGGCAGAAGCAGCUGUUCCGAGGACAGGAUUUUGCUCUUUCGAUUUCGACUCUUCUUUCGGGGGACAACGUCGACAUCAUCCGGAGAAGACGGCUCGAACCGAGGGAGGAUUUGCUCUUGCAGUUUAUCAAAUGGCUGAAAUUAAGGCCAUGGAACACCCAACGUUGAAGGUGCCAUACGAGAUAUUGAACAAAAAAUUUCGCAUCGCUCAGAAAACGCUCGAUCGCGAGCUAAGCCAGAUACAGAAUGCUGCCUCGGAACUGGAGAAAGGAUUAUCGGAUGGUUCGGCCGGAUCGGAAAUAUCCAGACUCCUAGGUGGCGUAGUAGAACGCCUGCAAGUUCUGAAGCGCAAAGCCGAAGAAAGCAUUUCGGAAGAGCUGUCGGCCGGUUUGGUGUGCAAGCGUCGCCUUGAACACCUAAAGCAGAACGUGACUCCUCCAAGUGAUGCCACGACACUGGAACUGCAAGCCGCAGCCACCAACCAGUGGAAAAAAAUCCGACUCGAUCGAAUGAUCGUGGAGCACUUUCUCCGGCUUGGAUACUACGACACAGCCGAACGGUUAGCCAUUCGCAGCGGAAUCCGAGAUCUCACCAAUUUGGACAUUUUUCAAAUCACCCGCGAGGUCGAACGCGAUCUGGCCAAUCGUAGCACGGCCAAGUGCAUCCUCUGGUGCAACGAUAACAAAUCUAAGCUGAAAAAGAUCAACUCCAACAUCGAGUUUCAGCUACGUGUGCAGGAAUUCGUGGAGCUGAUCCGCGAAGACAAACGCCUGAUGGCGGUCAUGCACGCCCAGAAGUAUUUCCCUGCAUUCGAACAGGAGCUGAAGGAAAUCCGCCAGUACAUGGCACUGUUGGCGUUCCCCGUGACCACCCAAAUCGAGCCGUACAAAACGUUUUACGAUCCCCAGCGCUGGAACGAUCUGGUGCUGCACUUCCGGUUGGAAAACUACAGACUGUUCCAGCUGCCGUCGCAGUCCGUGCUGAGUGUGGCCGUUCAGGCCGGAAUUUCCGCUCUCAAGACACCCCAAUGCUACUCGACGACGUCGAAGAACAUGAACUGUCCGGUUUGCCAGAAGAAUGUCAACGAGAUCGCCGAAAAUCUACCGUUUUCGCACUGCGCUCAAAGCCGGUUAAUUUGCAGAAUAACAGGCAAACCGCUGAACGAACACAACCUGCCGAUGAUGCUUCCGAACGGGCAAAUCUUCGGCCAGCAAGCGAUAGACCAGAUGCGCCAGGACAACGAUACCAUCGUGUGUCCCAAGACGAACGAGAAAUUCCGCUCGCCCAAGAUCGAGAAGGUUUUCGUCAUGUAGUAGAGCUAUUCUACCGAGAGGGAGAGAGAGGAAAAAACACGUUUUCACACCCCGAGUUCAUCAUCAUACAAAAAAACUGCUACAAACAGCAGCACCCGGCUGCGGUAUUAUAAUAUAUAAAUAGCGACUAAAAUCUAACAGACAUACACACGAAAUGGAAUCGAAUUUGUAGCGAUAGGUUUUUCCAUCUUGUGAUUGGAUUCUUUUGCUUUUAUCAAUCUUCUUUCGUUAUCUUCAUUCGGAUUUUAUCAAACUAUGUAUUGGAGGAGAUUCCAGUUUUAAUUCACAGUGCAAUUGUAUCUACCUUCAUCCUCCUCUAUUUCGUUUCUACUACUAAUUUGGCUUCAGUUGUAGACCUGAAACUUAGGCAAGAUUAUUCUCAGUAGAAACAAUUGCCUCAACAUUUGUUGAAUCUGUUUUACAUUGUGGAAUAUUUCGGAAAAUCAUUACAUAUUAUUGAAUUUGAAUUUAUUUUUCCAUAAGAUAGGAUCGAUAUAGCAAUAGCUUAUAAUAUUGUACAUGUAAAGCAAAAGCAAAGGAAACACUAUUUUAAUAGUAGCGAUAUGAAAAAUGACAGCUGAGUGCAAACUGUUUUCAAAUACCAAAACUACGCCAUCUGUUUUACGCAGCAUCUCGUGUUGGAUGGACUUUGUUGUGAGUAUACUAUAUGCGAUAAUUAUCGACAUUUUGUUUUAUUAGUAAGUAUAUGAUGCAAUCUUUCCUACGAACGAAGAAAACUGACUCGCUCGGAAGAUUUGGCAUGCUAUCGGCAAUACACUUCAUUUCAAUUUACAUGCAAAUGCUGGGACUAGAGCAGCAGAAUAUAUCAAGUGUGAAAAAAAUAUCAAAAUGGAAAACAGAUAGGCUUUUUUUUCUGCGAAAUUUUUAAUUGCUAGGUAUUUGUUUCGAAUUAUUUUUUCUGCAUUAAAUGUCGAUUGAGAGCAAUGAAGUGAGUAAUAUAGAUUUUUUAUCUUUAUAACAUAAUCAUCCAAA
Messenger RNA from Aedes aegypti (yellow fever mosquito), 2546 nucleotides. RefSeq names its product macrophage erythroblast attacher. Gene Ontology annotation, cellular component: cytoplasm; GID complex; nucleus. Lineage: Eukaryota; Metazoa; Arthropoda; Insecta; Diptera; Culicidae. Bases 372 to 1553 code for a protein of 393 amino acids. The transcript has 4 exons. The record is from RefSeq and is a predicted model, not a curated record. Gene Ontology annotation, biological process: proteasome-mediated ubiquitin-dependent protein catabolic process. Gene Ontology annotation, molecular function: protein binding; ubiquitin protein ligase activity.